CUAACUGAAUACAAAAACCAAGAAGGAGACGACUGACUGUUAGCCAUGUUAGCUGCUUGUUCUUUGGGCUUGUGAGGUCAACAUUUUCGUUUCUGCUCUAGAAAUGUUUAUCAACGCUGAUUAAGUUUAUCAGCAAGCGACUAGGUGUUGAGCAAAUAUUCACAAAGUCUGAAAAAGCCACCGUCCACGAAGGGAUCGAUCGUCAUCGCAGACAGUGUGAUAUGAGCUGGAAACCACAGAUCAACUCCUACAGAAUAGCGUGUCCAGAAGUCCCACAGGAUCAUGUCUGGGACAAGGAGGAGGUCGUGACUGGCCAGCAGCGCUGUAAGCAGGGGACCUCCUCCAGUUUGGACCACAAGGAACCAGAACCUCUACUGAUGAAAGAGGAACAGCAGGAAGUUUGCAUCAGUCAACAUGAAGGGCUGUUAAUUCUGAAGCAGGAAAAUGUUCCUUUCAUGGUGACUGCUCCUCCUGAAGAAACGGACUGCUGUAAACCAGAACCUCUGAAAGAAGUCCCACUGCAUCAUGUCUGCAAAAAGGAAAAGGUUGUGACUGACCUGCAGCUCUGUGAGCCGGAGACCACCUCUAGUUUGGACCAGAAGGAACCAAAACCUCUUCUAAUGAAAGAGGAACAGCAGGAACUCUGCAUCAAUCAGCAUGAAGGGCCGUUCAUUCUGAAACAGGAACGUGUUCCCUCCAUGGUGACUGCUCCUUCUGAAGAAACAGACUGGUGUAAACCAGAACCAGACAGGAACCAACCCUUGUGUCAGAGUUCUGCUGAAGCUGAGAACCAAGAUCAGGAUGGAUGCUGGAGUGAAAACUCAGAAUCAAACAACAGUGAUAAUGAACUGAUACAAAAUAAAAGACAAAGACAAACUAAAGAUACACACAGAGAAUGUGUAGAUGGUCCCAAAAGGCUCAAAGGAACUCACACAGGUGAUAGGCCAUUCACAUGUGAAACGUGUGGUAAAUGCUUCUCUGAGAGAAAAAUCUUGACUGUUCACCGAAAGACCCACACUGGCGAUAAGCCAUAUCAUUGUGAAGCUUGUGGUAAAUGUUUCUGUCAGAGUAGUCAGCUGACCCAUCACAUGAGAACUCACACAGGCGAGAAGCCGUUCACAUGUGAAACUUGUGGUGAUUGUUUCUCUCACAGUAGUAACUUGACUCAUCACAUGAGAACUCAUACAGGUGAGAAGCCGUUCACAUGUGAAACGUGUGGUAAGUGUUUCUCUCUGAGAGGUAACUUAACUAAACACAUGGCAACUCACACAGGUGAGAAGCCAUUUUCAUGUGAAACUUGUGGUAAAUGUUUCUCUCAGAGAAAUAGCUUGGUUGUUCACAUGAGGACUCACACAGGUGAGAAGCCAUAUUCAUGUGAAAUUUGUGGUUAUUGUUGCUCUCACAGUAAUUCCUUGACUAAUCACAUGAAAAUUCACACAGACGAGAAACCAUAUUCAUGUGAAACUUGUGGUUAUAUAUGCUCUCACAGCAGUACCUUGACCAAUCACAUGAGAACUCACACAGGUGAGAAUCCGUUUUCAUGUGAAACUUGUGGUAAAGUUUUCUCUCAGAGAAAUAUGUUGGCGGUUCACAUGAGAACUCACAGAGGUGAGAAUCCAUAUUCAUGUGAAACUUGUGGUAAAUUUUACUUUGAUGAAUUUGACUUGACUACUCACAUGAGAACUCACACAGGUGAGAAGCCUUAUUCUUGUGAAACUUGUGGUAAAUGUUUAUCUUCUAAAAAAGGCUUGACUAGGCACAUGAUAAUUCACACAGUUAAGAAGCCAUAUUCAUGUGAAGCCUGUGGUAAAUGUUUCACUGAUAAAAGCGACUUGACUAAACACAUGAGAACUAAAAAGUUUCUCUCAGAGUGGUCGCUUGACUGAUGACAUUAGAACUCACAAGGGUGAGAAGCAAUAUUCGUGCAAAACUUGUGGAUAAUGGUUGAAUAUUGAACACAAGCACUCUGGCAAACUGGUGUUCAGAGGUCGUAUCGCGACAACAGAACUAGUUUUCCAGCCGUUAGGCUGUUGGUUCACUGCUGACACAUGCUGUACACAACAACAUGUAAAUGCAAUCAAAUCAAAAGGCAAAAAUGAAUAAAAUAAAGGAAUGAAAAAGCAUUUUUAGUUUUA
Nothobranchius furzeri (turquoise killifish) is the source of this 2135-nucleotide messenger RNA. Its product is annotated as zinc finger protein ZFP2. The record is from RefSeq and is a predicted model, not a curated record. Lineage: Eukaryota; Metazoa; Chordata; Actinopteri; Cyprinodontiformes; Nothobranchiidae.